Astyanax mexicanus (Mexican tetra) is the source of this 1839-nucleotide messenger RNA. RefSeq names its product LIM/homeobox protein Lhx9-like. Gene Ontology annotation, molecular function: RNA polymerase II transcription regulatory region sequence-specific DNA binding; DNA-binding transcription factor activity, RNA polymerase II-specific. Bases 32 to 1129 code for a protein of 365 amino acids. Gene Ontology annotation, biological process: neuron differentiation; regulation of transcription by RNA polymerase II. Gene Ontology annotation, cellular component: nucleus. NCBI's taxonomy places the organism in Eukaryota, Metazoa, Chordata, Actinopteri, Characiformes, Acestrorhamphidae. The record is from RefSeq and is a predicted model, not a curated record. The transcript is spliced from 7 exons.
GGAAAAGUGGCCGUUAUUAAACAGGAUCAGGAUGAGGUCGGCUGAUGAUGCCACUCUAGACGAGCUCCUGUACAGCACCUUCAGUGACCACAGCGGGGGCGGGGCCGAGCCUUUAGGCCAAUCAGACGGCUCCGUCAGGGACGACACAUCUACACCCAGUCCGUCGGUGGCAGCAGCUCCUCCGGUGUGUGGCGGGUGUGGUGAGCGGGUCAGUGACAGGUUCGUGUUGUUGGCGGCUGGGCAGGCCUGGCACGGGGCGUGUUUACGCUGCAGUAGCUGCCACUGUGAGCUCCAGUCACACUCCUCCCUCUACUGCAGAGACGGGAACAUCUACUGCCAGCAGGACUACUGCAGUCUUUUUGGAGUUGGAAGAUGCGCCCGCUGUUCUCAACCAAUCCCCUCCUCUGCUUUGGUCAUGAGGUCUGGCGACAUGACCUUUCACCUACACUGCUUUUCCUGUCAGGAAUGUGACGUCACUCUGCUGCCAGGUAACCUGUACUGUGUUGAGGGGCGGAGCCUGUACUGUCAAUCACACUACCAACCAGACGGAACGACACUGUCCCUCCAUUCCAGCUCUCAGGGAGAAGCCGAGGAGCCGGUGAGCAGCCCUGAGCCCCGAUUGGAGGAGAGGGCCCGAGGGGGCGGGGCCUGUCGGCGGGUGAAGAGGAUGAGGACGUGUUUUAGGCGUGAGCAGCUGAGAGCACUGGAAGCGUACUUCUCUCAGAAACACAACCCAGACGGUAAAGACUGGGUCAACCUGUCCAACCACACCGGCCUGCCCAAGAGAGUCCUACAGGUGUGGUUUCAGAACGCCCGGGCGAAGCUCCGGCGCUCGCUGUCCUCCGACACCGCCGUCUCCACGUUCUCCUCCGGGGACGAAACCAUGGCGACCGUCUCCAUGGCGUCCUCUCAGGAUGCUCCACCGCACCAGACCAGCACCAUCGACCAGCUGGAGCUCUCCUUACUCACCGCCCCCAUCAGUGAAGCUUCCCCGCACCACGCCGUGAACCUCAGCAGCCCCACAGAACCAUACAAAGACCUGGCCUUUCUGGACUACACUACCCAGAAUUCCCACUUGCUCUCUGCUUUGGGAGACAUUGAUCUUGAAGCUGGAUUUAUAAUGGAGUAAUACUGAGACUGGCCUUUAUGCAAUCUGUCAGAAGUCAGACGUUUGAGGACAUCAUAGAUUCAAGAUUUCAGUUAAUUAGCAUUGACGUGAAAUACAAACACUGUGAUCAAACAAACAAACAGCUCUGGAAAAAAACAAAAGACCACCUAAAAAUGAUGAGUUUCUCUGAUUUUACCAAAUUGAAAACCUCUGGAAUAUAAUCAAGAGGAAGAUGGAUGAUCACAAACCAUCAAACCACCAAACUGAACUGCUUGAAUUUUUACACCAGGAGUAAAGCAGCAUAAAGUUAUCCAAAAGCAGUGUGUAAGACUGGUGGAGGAGAACAUGAUGACAAGAUGCAUGAAAAAAAAUGUGAUUAAAAACAACCAGGGUUAUUCCACCAAAUAUUGAUUAUUUCUGAACUCUUAAAACUUUAUGAAUAUGAACUUGUUUUUUUUUUUGCAUUAUUUAAUGCAAUUUGUUAUUUCAGCCAUUUCUCCUCAUUUUCUGCAAAGAAAUUCUCUAAAUGACAAUAUUUAUAUUUGGAAUUUGGGAGAAAUGUUGUCUGUAGUUUAAAUAGCAAAAUCAGAGAAACUGAUUAAGAAACUGAAGUGCUCUUUUAAUUCUUUUCCAGAGCUGUAUAAUACUUAUUGCACUGUGCGUAGAAUCAAAUACACUAAAUAAUUAGAUAUAAAAGCCUCACAAACAGACAUUGGUUUAAUGUGCUACCU